AAGACACAGUUCAACUGAGAAAACAUCCAACGUGACAAUGAAGAUCACUGUGUUUCUCCUGUUGCUGCUGGUCUGCUCUGACUCCACAGCUCAGACUACACUGGAGGCAGAUAAGGAAAUUCAGCAGCCUCUUCCACAGGACAUCCGUGAUUUGCUGAAAGAGCUGGCUGCCUCAGUGGCUCAACAGAAAGUGGAGAUAACGUUCUUGAAAAUAGAGAACCAAGAACAAGCAGCAAAACUGAAAGAACUGGUGAAGCAGGAAACUGAGUUGGAGAAGCAGAGGACUGAGAUUAACAAUCUGAAACAACAGUUUCAAGUCAAACAGGUGGCUUUCUCAGCUUCUCUGGUGGCUCAUGGCGAAGUGACUCUCGGACCCUUUAACACACAAACUACUCUGGUCUUCAAACAUGUUGUCACAAACAUUGGAAAUGCCUACGACGCAAACACAGGUGUUUUCACAGCACCUGUGAAAGGAGCUUACCACUUUGAGUGGUACAUAGGUGUUCACGGAUCUAUUGCAGGUGCUGCGUUGGUGAAGAACACAGAUCACAUUUUUCUUGCUUAUGAGCAUCAGACGAAUGGUUUCGGGACUUCUUCUGAAGGUGUUACGCUGCUUCUAGAGGCUGAAGAUGUUGUGUUUCUUCGUCUUUGGCCUAACACGAAGGUAUUUGACAAUUUAUAUCACCACACCACCUUCAGUGGUCAUCUGCUGUUCACUGUGUGAGAGGGAAACACUCCCUCUUUUUCUCCAGCUGUAUGUGCAGUUUUGUUUUUCUGGAUCUGCAUCCAAAUACACAUAAUGAUUGACAAUAAUGGUGUACAUGUAUCUUUCCAUGUCAUUUGAAUUAAAUAAACAUAUCAUUGCAGCACUA
This is a messenger RNA of Lates calcarifer (barramundi perch), 872 nucleotides long. Its product is annotated as complement C1q tumor necrosis factor-related protein 3-like. The coding region runs from base 38 to 724 and encodes 228 amino acids. Gene Ontology annotation, molecular function: protein binding. Lineage: Eukaryota; Metazoa; Chordata; Actinopteri; Centropomidae. The transcript has 4 exons. The record is from RefSeq and is a predicted model, not a curated record.